AUGACUUCAGCUGGGUCUCCACACACCUGCACCAAUCAAAGACCGAAUCGCAUACAGCUCCAAACGCCGAAGCGGUUUGCGAUUUGGUCUGCGAUCUACGGAUACCAGACUUGUCCAACUCCAGACGACAACACCUCGAGUUCGCGAUCCCGACAGACGAGAAACAUGUCAGUCACGCUGCACACAAACUUGGGCGAUCUGAAGAUCGAGGUCUUUUGCGAAAGCGUCCCCAAGACAGCAGAGAACUUCCUCGCCCUCUGUGCCUCCCACUACUACGAUGACUCGCCGAUCCACCGCAUGAUCCCCAAGUUCAUGGCCCAGACCGGCGCGCCCGCGAACCCCUCGCCGCCCGAGAAACCGAAAGGCGGCGCCUCCAUCUGGGGCGGCACCUUCGAGGACGAGAUCCGGCCCGCCCUGAAGCACUCGGCCCGCGGCGUCGUCUCCAUGGCCAACAAGGGCCCCGCGACUAACGGCUCGCAGUUCUUCGUACUGUUCGACAAGGCGCCGCACCUGGACGGCCUGAACACUGUGUUUGGCCGCGUCAUUGGCGACGAGGGCAUGCUGACGCUGGACCGGAUUGAGGCGGUUGAGGUUGACCGGAAGAACCGGCCCAAGGAACCUGUCAAGAUUGAGAGAGUUACCGUCCAUGCGAACCCGCUAGCUGGUUGAGAAAACAGCCCAAAAACCUGCUGUGUGUGGGAAGGGGACGAGUUGGUGUGACAGGGGACGAUGAGGAAUCCCCGCGAAGAUCUCGCUGUUUCUGUGAUACCCAUACGACUUGAUAAAACGAACAUGUUCCACGGGGCACUUUGGACGACAUACCGGCCCGCUAUCCGCGAGACCUGGCUAUCCAUGAACCCGACGACCCGUUUGUCCCGACAAUGCCUUCGUCUGCGAAACUAGUGUUCCCCCAGCCGAAUGACGCCUGCUGAGACGGCCCCCCUCCAUUACCAAAACAACAACGACAACCCAUGGAACCCGUCCAGCCCAGUUCCUUCUCCACUCUAUCCGCCUUUUUGUCCUGAGAGAGACGGAACCCCCACCGCCGAGAUUCUAGAACUAGAAUCUUGCUAGAAUGGCGAGACGGUAGAAGGGUAAAACGGUAAAAGGCCGAAGCCGAGGGAAAAGGGUACACGCUGCACGUAGAAACUCUUCUGUUGUCGACGCCCGCGGUCCAGAACCUUGACCCCCUCCCACAUGGCCAGAGCAGUCGCAAGAAGGGGGGCGGGGGGUCGGCGCACUAUUACGUAGACACGUAGCAUUCGGAUUACUUCCAAUGGCGUCGAGUUUCUCACUGGAGCCUCUCGCUGGGGCACACCAUCACGACACAUCAAGAGACGGAACCGGAUUGCGUAGACGUCAGCUGCCUUGUCUCGUUACCUGUACCCAUGUUGCCCAGACGCCGCCGGCAGCCAGCCGCACUGCUCCUGAACCUCACAGCCGUCAAGUGAAGAGUCAUCGAUUCCUCGGCUGAGCGGCAUUCCCGGCCAAUAUCAACCUCGGAUUCCCCGCAACACUGCACAACGGCGUGGCGUCUUCAUGCUUGCAUCGUGACGGCUGAGCUGACCAAACCUGAACAUCACACCGAUCAGUCCUUUCCGGACCAAGUCACACAAAGCAUUCCAAGUCACGCCAAACCAGAUAGAAAUCGUUCGUAAAGACCAGCGUUUGGAGAGCUCCUAACCGAAGCGGCGAGUCUAAUUCUACAAAAAAGAAGAGAAAUCCGUCCCAGAAAGUCCUCGCCCUUCUCGGCCAUGCCUGAGUGGAUAAGACCUUGAGCGACUCACUCGCUCACUCAUCCAGAGACUGUGUGUUUGAUUUCAUCGACGCAAACUCCUCCCUCCCGACUCACCCCUCCCUACCCAGACAAACAGAGGGAAAAGUGACGAAAGAAAACAAAUGCCACAUUCCCCCCCAUGUGGACAAUAUGGCUUUCCAUACGCGCAGCAACAAAACCAGCCGCCUCCCAGUAUCUGCCUCAAACGAGAGACAAUAGACACAUUGAGGAAAAAAAAAAGGAAAACAAGAGAAGAACCCCGGCCGUUUUGUGUCAUUAAGCAAAGAUGAUUCAAGGCCGUACAUCACCAAUCGGUUUAGUGAUGGCCAAAGGAAAGUCAUGAAAAAGUGCCAAGCGAUGGAUCGUCCUUCGUUCCAUCAGCUAUCAACCCACCCGUCGCCGUUUGUUACCGCGAUCAGGGCUUCCGUUGAGUCCGUCAAAGUUUUCUCGCGGGAUCUCCUCAGUUCCGGUAGAGCUCGGCGUGCCGUUGACGUUAGUGCCGCCUUGGUUGAUGCCAGACCCGUCAAGUGUGAAGUUGAAGUCGUCUCCGUCGCCGUUGAAGUUGACACCGGGGUAGGCAUUGUCACCCUGGAACGCAUCCGUGUUCAAGAACUGGUCAAUGUCCAGAUCGCCGUCAAAGUAGCCGUUGGCGUUCCCGGCCUCCUCGAUGCCGGGUAUGCGACCAGACGGGCUGAGCGGUCCAAGCAUGCUUGAGAGGUGGUCCAACUUGGCCGCCUGCUCUUCUUGCAUGCGAUGCAGCGCGGCGAGGUCUUCCUGGUUGAAGUUGAUUUGCUGCAGUGAAGGUGGCGGCGCCGCAGAACCCAUAAUGGGGGACAGCGAAAGGCCUGAGGCGGCAGGCAUGGGAGGCGUUUCGGGGGUCGCGGUAACCGAUGGCGCAGGCGGAUUGGGAGAGGCUGAGACCGAGGGUUUGGCAGACCGGGGGGCGUUGGUAGAGGGCGUGGCUGACCGACCUGCCAUUGCAUUGAGCAUCAUGUUCCGCUGGUCACUGCUCAUUGUCGCAGGGGUGUUAUUGACGACUUCAGGGAGGUCAAUGCCGGAUGAGUUGUUGGCAUUGGUAUUGUGGAUGAUUUUCAUCAUGCUCUCGUGGGGAUUGGUCUCGAGCUCCUGCGCUAAGUAGUUGCUGGGCGAGGUAUGGUCUCCGGGGGGGGUAUCAAAGAGUUCCGUGACCGUCCCCAUCUCGCGACUGUAUGGCUGAGGCGUGGACGAGGCGGACACCGGAGAUGGAGAAACCGUGUUGGCACGUGCAUUGGGAAUAGGGGGCAGAAUCGCAUGCCUACGCUUCGCAAGGUUCAUGUUGUUUUUGCUGCUGCUGGCCGAGUUCUGUGCUGCUUGGACGUAAUCGCCCAAGUCGACAACGCUUCCUUGCGGAACCGAAGUGGCGUUGUUGCCAUUCGGGAUGAUGCUCGCCAAAAGAUCGUUUACACUUUGAGGUCCGGCUUGGUCUUCGAGUGUCUUCCUAAACACGUUGGCCAAGAAGUUCAAAAUGGCGUUGAUCGAAUUCUGAUGCCGAUCGUGUUGGCUCUGGAAAACAACGGCUUGCUGAUACAGCGCCGAGUUAUCUUGUUGGAUUCGUUGAAUGGCCGUCAUGAUCAUCCGUUGUUGCUCCCGCACCUUGGCCAGCUCUUCACGAAUCAGCACCAUCUCCUUCUUCUGGAGGGGCAUGUCGCUAGGGGAAGGCAAGGCCUUGCUCGCAGGGGUGCUGGUGGCUCCGAAGCCCUGGCCCAUUGCGUCUUCGGCGACGACGACGUCCUCCUCGCUGUCGCCUUCGACCUCGGCGUUCUUGCCGCCCUUCUUGCCCUUAUUCCCGCCCUUGGGCUUGUUGAUGAGCCAGAGCAGGUUCGGGUGCCCCCGUCGGAAGAACGGGUUUGAGUACUCGCUCGGACUCUUGUUCUUCCGCUCACUCGCGCGCAUCGAGUUAUCUGACAGACCGACACGCUUGUGGAAACCGUACAUGUUGAGCUGUCGCACGAACGAAGCAUAGUUGUUGUGCUUGAAAAGGUCCGGGAUCAGCUUCUUUGCAAACUCGUCCUCAUCGAGAACGACGAACGAGUCGCCUUUCUCGGACCACCGAAUCAGGUCGGAAUUCUUGUCAUCGUCUAGGAAGCUGUGCAAAUGUUAGUAUUCGGCAGCCAGUCAGUCCCCUCCCACCUCCCACAGACGCGCUGUCGGCGCUUGUGGGAGAUGGCGCCUCUAACUGACCUGCUUAAUUUCUGCACGAAGGGCGGGAUCUGCUUCCGCUUCUGCUGCGCCUCCCUCAUGGCCUUGCGGGCCAUCUCCUCCAAGACCUCGAUGUUGUCGGUCUCGGUCAUAGUUCCGUUUGCUUGCUGCUGUAGGAGCGCAGAGUCUUCACCGCCGAGAGACCAGGGGUCACUUGGCGAGUCAAAGUUCUGCCUCACACCGGUGGGAACAAGUGCUCUGUUCAUCUGUCUCCUGGCAAGGGCAUUGUUGGGGUUUGGUGUGGGCGGCACGAACUGCUGCUGUUGCGGGCCGGGAACGAUCCCGUACGAGUUGAUGGCCUGGGCCCCGGCUCCAUCGAUGAGGCCAUUUGCAUCCGCCGCUCCUCCCCAUCGCAAGAACGGGUCACCGGUUGGGUUGGGGAAUGUCGGCUGUUGCACCUGAGGCAUCGGCAUGGCGGGCGUUGAUUCUGGCGCGGGUCGUUUUCGAGGGUUCAGAGACAUGGGAAUGUGCAUGCGGUGUAGGUAUAGGCGGGUGUUGGAGGCGGAGGCCGUUGGGUAUCGGCCAAGUCGCCAGGUGAUGCAGGGCCUCGAGACGAGCGCGAUGGCUGCCGCGGGGGAACGUCUGUUCAGCGAGGCUCGUUUGGCUCUUCGCGGGCCGCGUGGGCGGUGAGUUCAGGCUGCAGGAUGCCGAGUACAGCCUCGCCGAGGGCAAGCAAACCGCCUCUUGGAUGUGGCUGUCAAACAGCAGAGGCCAAAGCCGGAUGUAUGGAUGAAUCGGUCGUGAUGGUGCAGAGGGAAUCGGGCAGACGCUUGUCGCAUGCGCAAAACCGGCUCUGCGUGGGAUUGAUGAGAGGUGGUCGUCGGGAAGUCGCGAUGGCUGCAGGGCGUGGUGGAUAAAGUACGGUUGCUAGUCUAUAUACGUCGUCGGUGCCGUCGUCGCCGUCGCUGUGGUCGUCGCCGCCGCCCGUGACAAUGUUUCUAUGUCACGACAGGGGAUUGAAAGGCAGGCUGUGGACCCUUGAAUCAAUCGCCAAAAGUGUGGUAGAUGCCUCGCAAAGGAAGUCUAUUGUGAAGAAAAACACCAACAACAAUAGUUGGAACUACAGUUCGGCAAAGGAGCCCUUGUCGCGAUAAGUCUGGCUUGAGUUUCGGCGCAAGGAUACGAUUGUCUUGAUCGCGGAGGAUGCUGCGAAAGCUCUGAAUGGGAGGUUCCGCUUCUUUUGGUGGGAAAGGUGAGGUCGUGGUUAGGUAAGUCAAGGUGAGGUAAGGCGCAAGGCGUCAGGCGUCAGUGGUGGUUCGGAAGGUAUGCUUGAGACGGUGGUGCUUGGUGCUCAGUGCUGUGCUGGCUGCUGGCUUGCGGGCGUAGCGCGUUGUCUCUCACUCUCUCUCACACACACACACACACACACUUUUUUUUUUGGUGGGGGUGGAUGAUGUCGCGUCCUCCACGUUUUGUGGAUGAUGGAUUGUCUUGGUAGUGAGAAGGUACAGAAAAGCAGCGUCUCUAAAUGCCUAGAAACACUUUGAGACACCUAAAGGCGAAGGCAGCGUCUGCCGUAUAUAGAAAAAUAUAAUAAAAAGACAGACGGAGGAAUGUCUCUGCACGAGUGAGAACCUAAACCUCAAAGAGUCAAGAGUUGGAAUUGAAGCUGUCUCUGGUCCGAACAUAAUGGGAUGAUAUGCCUCCUGUUAUCAAUGAUUUAUCUAGGUAAGCGGGACUACUGCUCAAGGCUACU
Molecule: messenger RNA, 5711 nt
Organism: Colletotrichum destructivum
Lineage: Eukaryota; Fungi; Ascomycota; Sordariomycetes; Glomerellales; Glomerellaceae
Product: Putative cyclophilin-type peptidyl-prolyl cis-trans isomerase domain-containing protein
Exons: 3
Coding region: 1-669 (222 amino acids)
Biological process (GO): protein peptidyl-prolyl isomerization
Cellular component (GO): catalytic step 2 spliceosome
Molecular function (GO): peptidyl-prolyl cis-trans isomerase activity
Source: RefSeq, a predicted model, not a curated record